This is a messenger RNA of Neocloeon triangulifer, 592 nucleotides long. Its product is annotated as oxytocin-neurophysin 1-like. The record is from RefSeq and is a predicted model, not a curated record. Lineage: Eukaryota; Metazoa; Arthropoda; Insecta; Ephemeroptera; Baetidae. Bases 11 to 568 code for a protein of 185 amino acids. Gene Ontology annotation, cellular component: secretory granule; extracellular region. Gene Ontology annotation, molecular function: neurohypophyseal hormone activity. The transcript has 4 exons.
ACCACCAAGGAUGGGUUUGCGAUUUAUACUGUUGGUGGCGCUGACAAUGAGUGCAAUUUUGAACGCGACUUCGUCCUGUUUCAUCACGAACUGCCCUCCUGGAGGAAAAAGGUCCACCCUUGCAGCCUUGGAGCCCAACACAGGCAACGCCAGAAUCAGACAGUGCGCUCGUUGCGGGCCUGGACUGUCUGGUCGGUGUUUUGGGCCUCGCGUUUGCUGUUCGGAUAAGCUGGGCUGCCUGGUGGGCACGUCAGGGUCAGGGUCAGGGACCAUGCUGGCCUGCCUGGCCGAAAGUCUCAUCCCCGAACCGUGCAUCAACGGGCCGAGGGGAAGAUGCGGAAGGGAGGGCGCCGGCGUUUGCGGAGCACCAGGAAUUUGCUGCUUCCACAAUGCAUGCCACGCAGACGAGUCUUGCCAAGUGAAAAGUGCAAGUUUUGCCCGAGCUUUUGCACCGCCGCACGCAAAAGUGGCAGAGACGACGCGAGAUGAAGAUUUUUACGAGCAAAAUUUAGCUGGUCGAGACGAAUACUUGGACAUGCAGCAACGCCCCACUCCGUCUGAUAACUAAAUCAACCGAAAUUUGGAAUAAAUG